GUUUCUCGCUUCGGAUAGUAGAAGGGCUUUGGUUGAAGGUUCCGCCAGCGGAGUUAAAAGCAGGUGCUAUGGAGGAGCUGAACAGUUUGGACCCACGCCGGCAGGAGUUGCUGGAGGCCAGAUUUCUGGGCGGCGUCAGCGGCAACACAGCGGGCAGCACUGGUAGCGCUAGCGGAGGAACCAAAACCCUGACAAACAACGAAUGCUCCAAUCACAGUUUUGGUAGCUUGGGCUCCUCCAGUGAUAAAGAGUCAGAGGGAUCAGAUGGGAAAAGAGGAAGUUCUCCUGCGUAUUCAACUCCUGAAAAGAAGCACUCUGAAUCAUCACGGGGCAGGAAGAGGAAAGCUGACAACCAAUCAGAGAGCAGUCAGGGGAAGUCUGUCAUUCGGGGACCCAAAAUUAGUGAUUAUUUUGAUUUUCAGGGUGGUAAUGGGUCCAGUCCAGUAAGAGGUCUACCGUCAGUCAUCCGUUCACCCCAGAACUCACAUUCCCACUCUGCACCAGGAUCCAGCACCCGGCAGAGCAGCUCGUCUCCCACCAGUCUGUGUUUUGGGGACUCUUUGGUUUCUUCUAGACAGAUGGCGGUCAAGAGUGUUCAGACUGACCUGACGGUGGUGAAACUGGCCGCUAUAGAGAGCAAUAAAAACCUGGACCUGGAGAAGAAGGAGGGCAGGAUAGACGAUCUGCUGCGGGUGAGAAAAGAGAUGAGGAGGAAAAUUAAUAAUUUUUAUUCAUUUUAA
Sinocyclocheilus rhinocerous is the source of this 740-nucleotide messenger RNA. RefSeq names its product tousled-like kinase 1a (gene tlk1a). Bases 69 to 740 code for a protein of 223 amino acids. Lineage: Eukaryota; Metazoa; Chordata; Actinopteri; Cypriniformes; Cyprinidae. The record is from RefSeq and is a predicted model, not a curated record. The transcript is spliced from 9 exons.